CCGAGGCUCAGAAGGGAGGUUAUAACUCAUAAAUACAGUCACCAGAAUGAAGAUGAAGAUAACCUUUACUACAGAUUACAUUAUGCACCUUUCUAACAGAUGUUAAACUGUAUUCUUGUGUGUCUGGGGGGAAUCUGGAUUUUUAAUGAAGGAGAAUGAAUAAAAGAUAUCUGCAGAAGGCAACAAAAGGGACAUUUCUUAUAAUAAUAUUUAUUGGAACUCUUUGGGGAAAGUUAUCAGCUGGAGCCAUUCAUCAAAGAGCUCAGCAUGUUAAAACUGGAACAUGUGAAGUUGUGGCUCUUCACAGAUGCUGUAAUAAGAAUAAGAUAGAGGAAAGGUCACAGACUGUGAAGUGUUCAUGUUUCCCAGGACAAGUGGCAGGAACAACAAAAGCUGUUCCAUCUUGUGUAGAUUCAUCAAUAGUGGAGCAGAAAUGGUGGUGUCAAAUGCAUCCUUGUCUUGAUGGAGAGGAAUGCAAAGUCCUUCCAGACCAAAAAGGAUGGAGUUGUGCCUCAGGUAAUAAAGUGAAAACUACAAAGGUAACUCGAUAGCUGUAAAGUACAUGUAGAAAUGGAGAUUCACCGUGGUAAAGGAUAAUGAGAAUAUCUAUAAACAUUCUAUAAUGCAAGCCUUUAGAGAGAAAAAGUUUAGCAGAACUUCUGCCAAUCGUUAUACUUAUAAAAAGCGAAACAAUGAGAGCAGAAUCCCUCCUGACUUUCUGGACUGCGCUGUGAAUGGUAGAGCUGUUGAGUGCAUGACUACUGCAGCUCAGCGUGGAAGAAAGAAGUGAUGCCCUGUCUAGAUGCUAUUACAGACACAAACUUUGCAGGAAGAAGAAGCUUGAUUGACCACAUUUUAUAAUCAGUUCUCUAAGGUA
This is a messenger RNA of Bufo gargarizans (Asiatic toad), 877 nucleotides long. RefSeq names its product TAFA chemokine like family member 2 (gene TAFA2). Gene Ontology annotation, molecular function: receptor ligand activity. The record is from RefSeq and is a predicted model, not a curated record. The transcript is spliced from 6 exons. The coding region runs from base 156 to 551 and encodes 131 amino acids. Lineage: Eukaryota; Metazoa; Chordata; Amphibia; Anura; Bufonidae.